Paramecium octaurelia is the source of this 838-nucleotide messenger RNA. Lineage: Eukaryota; Ciliophora; Oligohymenophorea; Peniculida; Parameciidae. The record is from the annotation of a GenBank genome assembly.
AUGUUCUAUAAGCACUCUCAUCAUUCAUCAAGAUUUACUACACUAAAUGAAGAAUCAUACAACCAAGAAACUUGUGAUGCAAGGUCCCAUAGACCUUCGAGAACACUAGCAUCUACUAGUUUAAGCUUAUAUAAUCGUCCUUACUUACACACAAAAAGCAUCCCUAAAUCACUCAUAGAGCAAGGUAACAUUUAAAUUUGAAGUUGUAUUUUAAGGGUACAGAUCCAAAAGCAUACUUUAUCAUAUGUGUUUAUUGUCGAAUGAUAAGAAUGUAAGGAUUAGACCAAGUAGAAGGGAGAGGGAAAAAACAGUUUUAUUUACAGAUAACAUGGAAUUAUAUCAUCAUAAAAUCAUUAAAAGAGUUAAAGAGAUGUGCAGAAGAAAGAGUUGUAAUUGUGGAGGAUGCGGUAUAAAAACCAAAUUCGAAAGGAAACAUGAUGAUUUUGAAGUUCGUACUCAACAAGCAAUAUCUUCAGACUUAAAGCUACUCUCAUUUACUAGAUAAGGAUAAAAGAAGAAAUAAACAAUAAUUAAGGAAUUUAAAAUAAAAUAAAUAAAUGAAAAAAAAAUUAAAGCCCAAUACUCCUCUAUUAAUUCAUAGUUGAUGAUUAAUUUACCCUCGACUCAAAGAGACAGCUUUUAAGUUGAUUAGUAAGACACUCAAAGAUCUCUUCUCAAAAAUACUCAACAUUUCAUUUAAUCACUUCCCUCAAUCAAAAAUAUUGUCCCUUUAACAAUUUUAAAAUAAAUUUACAUUGCUGGAAAACAACAAAAAUAAUGUGUCAUUCGGAAACCAUCUCAUGACUAUCUAAUAAUGAAAGCUUACAAACUGAAAUGA